Messenger RNA from Drosophila serrata, 1008 nucleotides. RefSeq names its product coactosin-like protein. Lineage: Eukaryota; Metazoa; Arthropoda; Insecta; Diptera; Drosophilidae. The record is from RefSeq and is a predicted model, not a curated record. Gene Ontology annotation, molecular function: actin filament binding. Gene Ontology annotation, biological process: regulation of actin filament polymerization. Gene Ontology annotation, cellular component: actin filament; cortical actin cytoskeleton; site of polarized growth.
GCUCGUGCUGUUCGGUCGGAGUUUCCCGCUGCUGUUCUGUCGCCGCUCUUUUGCUGAGAUCUGAGUUCUGGACUCUACCUCCUGCUCCUCCCCCGGUGUGUGCUUGUUGUUUUUUUUUGCCGUACUACACUUUUUUUUCUAUCACCCCUCGCCACUUACUUGGCACUUUUGUUUGCCCCCUCUUCACCACCCGGCUUCGUCUCUGAUCCGUGUCGCGUCGCGCCGUUUCGGGAUUCAUUGAACCUCGUUCUCCCUUACUCGCGAUCCCGCAUCCCAGCAUCCUAAGCAUCAGCAGCAGCAGCCCCCCAGCGUCCCAUCUUCACCGCAACCAGCAUGUCGGACGGCAUUGAGGUCGAGCAAAUCGUGGAGAGCAAGCCGCGCAGGAUGCCGCUGGCCACUUCGCUGGACAAGGACUCAAUACGCGAGGCCUACGAGGACGUACGCUCCGAUCUCACAGACACUGAGUGGGCGGUAUUCAAGUUCGAUGGACCCCAGAUUGUUGUCCAUGAUCGUGGCCAGUGCUUUGAGCAGUUCCGCCAGCUAUUUGGCGAUGCGGAACGCGCUUUCGGCUAUAUCCGCAUACAGAUGGGCGAUGAGAUGUCCAAGCGCAAGAAGUUCAUCUUUCUGACGUGGAUUGGUCAGGAGGUGGGCGUUAUCCAGCGGGCCAAGAUGUCCACGGACAAGGCCCUCAUCAAGGAUGUGCUUAAUAACUUUGCUGUGGAACUACAGGCGGGCGUCGAGGCGGAGCUGGACAUUGAACUCUUCCGGGAGGCGUUGAAUCGUGCCGGUGGUGCCAACUACGGCACGGGAAUCCGGGAUAACUAACUUGCUAAUGUCCCUCCUAAUGGCCUCCAGUUACUUUAUAUAAUAUACAUAUAUUAUUAUUUUUUUUUGCAUCUCUCAACCGCUUACCAAACCAGCUCCUUUCUAAUUAAUUAUUAUGAAUUAAUUUUAUGAAAUUUAAAAAGUGUACAUUUAUGUAAAAUUAUACAAGCAAUUGUAACAUCA